Messenger RNA from Myodes glareolus (Bank vole), 1656 nucleotides. It is a transcript of the gene Dok3, whose product is annotated as docking protein 3. Gene Ontology annotation, cellular component: cytoplasm. Gene Ontology annotation, biological process: cell surface receptor protein tyrosine kinase signaling pathway; positive regulation of MAPK cascade; Ras protein signal transduction. The record is from RefSeq and is a predicted model, not a curated record. Lineage: Eukaryota; Metazoa; Chordata; Mammalia; Rodentia; Cricetidae.
GCAUGUGACCUCCCUGGGGAGCACACUGGGGGCCUGCCACCCACAGUCAACGUGACAAACAGUGACCCUGGAUGUCGAGCCCUUGUAGACCUGCUGCUUGAUGGUGCGCUGUGAGGUGCUUCGCUCUCCAACCUUGAGCAGCUGUGGCCAUGGAGUCCGUGGAGACCCCUGUCAAGGACGGCAUCCUUUACCAGCAGCACAUGAAGUUUGGCAAGAAAUACUGGCGGAAAGUGUGGGCUCUGCUGUAUGCUGGAGGCCCAUCAGGUGUGGCUCGGCUGGAAAGCUGGGAUGUUCGUGAUGGUGGCCUGGGGCCAGCAGGUGACAGAUCUGUAGGGCCCGGCCGUCGAGGCGAGCGUCGGGUCAUACGUUUGGCUGACUGUGUGUCUGUUCUGCCGGCCGACGGUGAGAACUGUCCCAGGGACACCGGGGCCUUCCUGAUUACUACCACUGAACGAAGCCACCUGCUGGCUGCACAGCACCGCCAGUUGUGGAUGGGCCCCAUUUGCCAGCUGGCUUUCCCGGGCACCGGAGAAUGUUCUGGAUCUGGUCAGGCUGAGACUCCAAAAAGAGGCUUUGUUCCCAUGGAGGAAAACUCUAUCUACUCCUCCUGGCAAGAAGUGGCCGAAUUUCCAGUGGUCGUCCAGAGGACGGAGGCCACCACCCGCUGCCAGCUGAAAGGCCCCUACCUCCUGGUGCUGGGCCAAGAUGACAUUCAGCUUCGGGAGGCUUCUAAUCCCCAGGCCUGCUACAGCUGGCCCUACCGUUUCCUGCGCAAGUUCGGCUCCGACAAGGGCGUGUUCUCUUUUGAGGCCGGUCGCCGCUGUGACUCGGGUGAGGGUCUUUUUGCCUUCAGUAGUCCUUGUGCCCCAGACAUAUGUGGAGCUGUGGCUGCUGCCAUUGCCCGCCAGCGGGAACGUCUUCCAGAGGCAGCCACGUCCCCGCCCUGCCCCCUGCCUCGGGCCCUCUCCCUGCCCUCCCUAGAGCCCCCUGGAGAGCUUCGGGAAGUGGCCCCAGGGUUUGAGCUGGCCACUUCCAGAAAGCUGCCUAUGGUUGAUCAUGGGCCUCAAAGCCUGCCGCUGCUGCUCAGUCCUACACAAGAAGAAACAGUAUCUGGUCUCUAUGCGUCUGUGUGCAAGCAGACCAGCAAGCCCACAGCCACUGGAGAGCACCUCUAUGAGAACCUGUGUAUGCUGGAGGCCAGUCCUGGGCUGUCCAAUGGGGGCCCUAAGUCCCAAGAGGGCCCUCCGGGCCACAGUCCCCUAUCCAGCCCCAUCUAUCACAACAGUGAGGACCUGAGUUGGCCUGGCUCGGCCCAGGAUAGCAGCUUGGAAGCCCAGUACCGGAGGCUGCUAGAGCUGGAACUAGAUGAGGCUGGAGGAACUGGCCGCUCCGGUGCACAGGCAGGCAUCAAGGCCAAGCUGGUGACCCUGCUGACCCGUGAACGGAAGAAGGGCCUUGCUCCCUGUGACCGGCCCUGAAGGCCUGUGCAGUGACCGCAAGACAGAGGAACCUGAGAGCGCAACUUCAAACAUAGCCUCUGUCUGCUCUGGACCUGCAGGGACAAGCCAGGCAGCAGGGAGGAGCCACCUGCUGCCCCACCCACUCCCAGUGGACAGUGUACAGAUUGAUGAAUAAUAAAGCUUGCCUACCAACUUC